CGCUGAACCGCCUCCUCCACCACCGCCCCUCUCGCCCCAGCACCCGAUUGCUACACAAUAGCUACGCAUAGCUACACGAGCCCCGCGCUGCCCUGCUCACGCGUCCAAAGUCCGCACUCUGGAUCCGAUCCGCAUCCUUCGUCUCUGCCUCUCCCCCUUGUCUGUCGCCCAACAUGCGCCGGUACAACAGAUCCGGUGGCAGUCCCGCGACCCACGCCGGCAAGGUGAACGGCGGGCCGGUGCCAGACCCAAUGUCCCUGAUCCGCGCCUACGACUCCGAGACGAAUCCCACGCGGCCCAUUCGCCCCUCUCCGCUGACAGCCUCCACCAUCCAAGGCCUGCCGCUGGACCUGCUCGACCGCUUGCGCUCGUUCCCGCUCUUCCUCUCUGCGCCCGACUCCUUCCUCGCCGCCAUCGGCGCCCACCUGCGGCCCCAGCUGUACCAGCCGCACGACUACAUCAUCACAGAGGGCGACGAUGCCAAAGCCAUGUACUGGCUGGUUCGCGGGGCGGUGCGCGUUACGUCACGGGACGGGGAAAGCACAUUUGCCGAACUGAGACCCGGCGCAUUCUUUGGUGAGAUUGGCAUCCUCAUGGAUAUCCCGCGAACUGCGACCAUCAUCGCCAAUAUGCGAACACUCGUCGUGCGCCUGAACAAGGAGGACCUCAAGAAGGAACUGCCGAGCUUUCCCGAGGUCGAACGUGCCAUCAUGGAAGAGGCCAAGGAGAGGCUGUCAAUCUUGGAGCGCAAGAAGCGAGAGAUUGGCAGCGCUGCGUCGAAAGACCCGGCAAAGUACCGCAGUGGAAAGCGCACGCGUGACCGCAUGGACGGCGACGUUGAGAUGGGUGAUGUGGGCGUGCUGAGGGACGGAGAGGUCAUCAGUGCCAACGUCAACAAGAAGCGCAAAUCGCCAAGCCCUGGACUGGCAGAAGCCGCAGCUCUGAGCGCUCUGGGGAGCGGGAGUCUGAAUGUGCGCCUGCUGUUGAAGGAGUUGCCACUGUUCUCCAGUCUACCCCCAGACAUACUUCAUUUCAUCGGAUUGAACGCUCAGCCACGAAACUAUCCUCCUUUCACCGAGAUCAUCCGGCAAGGCUCUGACGGACGAGAUGUAUUCUUCAUCGUCCGAGGGGAGGUUGAAGUCGUAAACGAAAGGCCUCCGGAAGAAAAUGGGCAUUUGACCGCUGAAGCUGGCCGUAGGAAGUCAAUUGCGGGUGGCGAGCUUAGCUCGCGCUUCAUCCAGCAAGUAAAGGCUAGACUACGGCCUGGGCAGUAUUUUGGAGAAGUGACAAGCUUGCGCCUAGCUCCCCUACGAACAGCAACUGUUCGAUCAGUGUCUUCAGUUGAAUGCCUGAUGAUUAGCGGUGACGUCUUGACUCAGCUUUGGGAGAAGUGUUCUCCGCACCUUCGGCAGCAGGUUGAAGGUGUUGCGAAGCAGAGGCUAGAGGCUGCGCGAGAUACUGAUGUGUCGAUGACUGAUGCAGACUCUACUCCGGCGAUCAAUGAGCUUGCCAUUGCAGACAUCUAUCCGCGAACACCUCGAAAGAAAAGCGUGCCAACUGUCACCUUUACAGACACGCCCAUAGAAAGUCCCCUCACGCCGAGUCGAAGAGAGGGCCUACAAGUCGUCGAGCCCUACGACCCCGAUCCUUUUCUAAAUGUGGAUUUGGAUAACAUGAGAUCGAGAUCUCGAAGGGGCUCGCUCGCACCUCCUCCACCAGAGUCUCAAAGCAAUGGAAACAACUCCCAGCCCCAGUCACCAUCUAGCCAGACUUUGUCGCCGUCUCCACUCCAACCUAAACACUCAUCUACCCCCCCAGAACCCCAAGUAUCUUUCAAAAGACCUAAGAUUAUACGACGGCCCAGCCGCUUUGGACAGGGCAUUUUACCAGACACCAUUUUGACAUCCAUAUUUCAAAACCUCGACGUUCACGAACUAAUGAAAACCCGCCUUGUUUCCAUGCACUGGCUCAAAAUCAUCUCCACUAGCCCAGAUAUCCUCCACACGCUCGACCUGACCAAAUACAACCGUAAAGUGACCGACAGUGCCCUCUCGGAAAUCAUCUGCCCCUUUGUUGGUACCCGGCCCCGCUUCAUCGAUAUCAGCAACUGCUUCCAUGUCACCGACGAGGGCUUCACGGCGCUGGCAUCCAACUGCGGCACCAACGUCAAGAUCUGGCGCAUGAAGAGCGUCUGGGACAUCACAGGCCAGGCGGUCCUCGAAAUGGUCAACAAAGCCAAAGGUCUUGAGGAGGUCGACCUUAGCAACUGCCGCAAGGUUGGCGACAACCUCCUCGCCCGCGUGGUUGGCUGGGUCGUACCAGACAUCAACCCAGCAGUAGCAGCCGCCCAGCAGGCUCAGCAGCAAGCCCAGAUGAACGGCCGCCAUCGCCACAACUCGCGAGGCAGCACACCGCAGCACAACGGUAAUCCACCUCCCCAGAUCCCGCCGGGGACCGUCGUCGGCUGUCCGAAGCUCAAGCGCCUGACGCUCUCGUACUGCAAACACAUCACCGACCGCUCAAUGGCGCAUAUCGCAGUACAUGCCGCAGCCCGGCUCGAGCAGAUUGAUCUCACGCGGUGCACGACGAUCAGCGAUGUCGGGUUCCAGCACUGGAGCGUGUACUCGUUCCCGCGGCUGAGCAAGCUAUGUCUGGCAGACUGCACGUAUCUAACCGACAACGCGAUUGUGUAUCUGACGAAUGCAGCGAAGGGGCUCAAGGAGUUGGAUUUGUCUUUCUGCUGCGCCCUCUCCGACACAGCGACCGAAGUCCUCGCCCUCGGCCUCCCCUCGCUCACGCACCUGAACCUCGCCUUUUGCGGCUCCGCCGUCUCGGACACCAGCCUCCGCUGCAUCUCGCUGCACCUCCUCGAACUGAAGGCGCUCUCGGUGCGCGGGUGCGUGCGCGUGACGGGCACCGGCGUCGAGGCCGUCGUCGAGGGCUGCCGGGAGCUCGAGCUCUUCGACGUCAGCCAGUGCAAGAACCUGGCACGGUGGCUCGAGGGCGGCGGCGUCGAGAGGGUUAGGAGCGGGGGUGGGACGGGCAAGGGGCGCAAAGAGUUGCGUUUUGAGACGGUGGCGGAUGGGCGGUGGAGGGCGGGGAAGUGAAGAUAUUCCCCGGAAGAGUAGGAUGAGUAAGAUGAGCGUUCUGAAAGAGAUCUAAUCGUGUGAUUUCGGAUAUCGUUUUGACGGGCCCCGCCUCCUGACGGAGGUGUGGUGUCGAGCGAGCAAAGCCGGCGUUCGAGCAGGGCGGCGUUCUUUUUUACGGGUAGGUAAGAGGUUGAUGUGGUUUUUUUUUGUUUGGCUUGCAUUGGGAUAGGAGUUCUUUCUCAUCUCCCAUCGUUCUAUUGGAGAGGAGGUCGAUGCAGAUCUACGAGGAUCUAACGAGGAAUAACGUUGCAUGUACGCGUUUCUGUGAACGGUAAGCGCUCCUGAUGUUGGUUGUUAGAUGAUUUCGGUGUGGAUGAUACCAUUCCUGUUCUUUCUUUUUUUUUGGGGGGGGGGCGGUUCUAGAAAGCAGUGUGAUUGCAUACACCCCUCAAAACCGUGAGCCACACGGCCUGAUCC
Messenger RNA from Mytilinidion resinicola, 3566 nucleotides. RefSeq names its product RNI-like protein. The transcript has 2 exons. The coding region runs from base 174 to 3107 and encodes 977 amino acids. Gene Ontology annotation, molecular function: protein-containing complex binding; protein binding. The record is from RefSeq and is a predicted model, not a curated record. NCBI's taxonomy places the organism in Eukaryota, Fungi, Ascomycota, Dothideomycetes, Mytilinidiales, Mytilinidiaceae.